UAAAUGCGGCUGCUGUGUGCACCCAAAAAACCCAGAGAGACAGGACCCUUGUCUCGUAAUCGAUUCCAGCUCUAGAGAUCGCACGAAAGUUUAUCAAUCCAUCCAUCAUCAAUCCUUCAGUUUUCGAAACGUCUGGUGAUUUUAAUCCAAGAUCAUCGUUGAGUUCAAACGCUUUUAUUUUCGGAAUUUGUGUUUCUGGUCGGUGUUAACUGAUUUGUUUUCUUUGAUCGUGUUGUAAUUUACUUAUUUCGAUGGAAUAUUUUGAUGGGUUUUUAUUGUUUUGAAAUGGGUCAUGUAGAGUUUCGGGUUUCUGGAGGAAUUUGUGUAGAUUUUUUUGUUUGAAUUUUGGUUUUUUUUUUUUUUUUUUAAAUGAUCUCUUUGGGAACUCGAAAUGCGAGGAAGGGCCUGGAAUUAGAGUUUGGGGGUGGUGUUAAGAGAAAUAUGGAAGAAUCUGAGCUCGAAGAAGGAGAAGCUUGCUCCUACAAUAACAACAACGACGAUUAUAAUACCAUCAUGGACCCUGAUAUUGAUCUCUCUUACAUUGAUGAAAAGCUUCAAGAUGUUUUGGGACACUUUCAGAAAGAUUUUGAAGGUGGAGUUUCUGCUGAGAAUUUGGGGGCAAAAUUUGGUGGCUAUGGUUCAUUUCUACCUUCUUAUCAGCGGUCUCCUGUUUGGUGUCGUCCUAGGACUCCACCAAAAGUUCAGACCUACAAUGCACCUAUUUCACCAAACAACUUGCAUCAAGCGGGUGUCCAUUGUGAGUCCACAGCAUUGUCAACCAUGACUCAGUCAUUGAGUGUUGGAUCUGCUUCUCGUAAUGGCUCGUCAUUGCCUUCACUGAAGGCGUCCUCCAGUCAUGAUAUGUUUAAUCAAGACGUACACCCACCCACUCAUUGUUCUGAAAGUUUUACUGCUGCACAUGAAUCUGCAAACAGGAAAUCUUCUAAUUUUCCAGAGAAACAACUGACUUUCCGAAUCAGAGUGGGUUCUGAUAACUUGUUGACUGGAAAGAAUACUGAAAUAUACAGUGGUCUUGGCCUUGAUGGGUCGCCAUCUUCAUCACUUGGUGAGAGUCCUUCGGAAAGUGAAGGGAUGUCUCAUGAGUAUCUUGAGGCACCUUUUGAAUCUCCGACAAGCAUCUUACAGAUCAUGACUUCUUUUCCUGUGCUUGGAGGUUUAUUGUUAUCACCUCUUCCCGAUGCUCUAACGCACUUGAAAGAAAACUGUGGAUCGAUGCCUGUUCGAAUGGUUGGUCCAAAUAGUUCCAAGACUAAACUGGGUGUGGCUCAUUCUUCGAGGGGUGAUGGGAAAGUGUCAGGAGAGAAGAAAACAAUAUCGUUAGAGAAUAAUGAUUUUUCUACAAAAACAGAAUUUAAUGUUGGCAUUAGUGGAGAUGCUGAGAAUACCAUUGAUGCUUUGUCAAGAAAUGAGGCAGACCUUGACACAUUGGCUUCAGAGCUUAUUUCUAGUACCUUAAAGCUUCCACUCCUGUCUAAUUCACAUACAACAGUUGGUGACUCAUCAAAAGUGGGUAGGGUGUCUGAUAUGUCUGAAGAUGCUUGCAAGGGUAUAAGGAGGGGAAAGGUCUCCUCUGAUUGCACGAAAGAUGAACCUUUGGGGCCAAUUUUCGCCCAAGAGGAUGAGUGGGUUGGGAAAUCUGAUCCAGUUCAAGUUCAGGAAGACAGAAAUGUUAGUUUUCUUGAUGAAGGUUCAGGCUACCCAAGGAAGGACCUGGAAGGAAGAAAACCACGCAACUUUGUCCAGACUGACUCAAAUUUUCCCAAGGGAGGGAAUGUGGAACUUCCUAAGAAAAAGGCCUACCAACAAGUUGUUUCCCAGGGAGAAGAAAUUAUGCAGUUACCUCCUAACAAGGAGCAACCAUCUUCUGGAGGAAAAAAGAAAGUGAAGGUGAGCAAAAGCCAUAAUAUCCUAGAUGCAGAUGUGUCAAAAGAUAGCUCUAGGGUUUGCACUUCUUUGGUGCCAAAAUAUAGUAAGGAUUCUCAUGAUGGUUUUGCAACUAAAAAAGAAUAUGAAAAUUCAAAACUACCAAAAACUACUGAAAAGGCUGAAGAUACCUAUAGAGAGAUUUUUGGUGACACGUUAGAAUUAGAAAAAGAAGAAAAACAAUUAAGUUCGCCGGAAAUGCUUGGUGAAGAAAGGCUGCGGGAUGCUAUGGUCGUUGAUAAAAGUGCAUAUUUUAGUAGCAAUGCUUUAAAACAGAGUUCAAGUGGUAAGAAAAUGGAUAAGGCUGCUACAUCAGAUGCAGCAGCUUCAAAUGUUGCUUCUCGCCCUGGAAAUGGACCUUUUUAUGAUGCAGCUUCUGCAGCAGCUGCCUCUGAGGAUAGUUGGGUCUGUUGCGACAAAUGUCAGAAAUGGCGGCUUCUUCCACUUGGUACAAAUCCUAAUGACCUACCAGAGAAGUGGCUGUGUAGCAUGCUUGACUGGCUGCCUGGAAUGAACCGAUGUAGUUUCAGCCAGGACGAAACAACAAAUGCCGUUCUUGCAUCCCACCAAGUCCCUGUUCUAGAUACUCAAAAAAAUGUUCAAAGUAAUCCUGGUGGGGCUGUAUUGAAAGGCAUCUUUGCCGAUGCUCUGAAUCCCAAGCAAAAUGACUUGAGAUUUGGUAUUCAUGCCAUGGCUGCUGGUGGUGGCAAGAAGAAGCAUGGUCCAAAAGAAAUAUCAAAUGCAGCAGGUAAAGCUGGUACCUUUCGGUCCUCAAAUUCUGUGAAGAAGAACGUGCAGACAUCUGUCAGAAAUGGAAGCUUAAAUGAUAAUAAUCCGUCUCCUGGGGUAAGCGAACCUUAUUUUCCGCAGCUAAGCAGGCAAAGUGAGUUCACACCAGAGAGGCAUAAACAUAAGCAAAUAGAGAAGCACAUAGUACAUGAGAACAACUCCACUGGAGGUAUUACCAAGGGUUCUAAGUUAAAAAGCAGAAGAGAUUCCGAUCUUAAUGGUUUAACAGCAUCAAAGAAAAUCAGGACUGAGAGUUUGCAUUGUACAGAUGAAGAUUGGAUGUCUGAUCAUGGUGAGGGUGUGGGGAAGGUGGGCCAUAGUUCAGGCACUGGUUCACAUAUUAUUUCAACUGGGAAGGAUCGGCCUAGAUACAAUGAACACUCUUCUUCUAAGGACUUAAAAUGUGAUAAAAAGGACAGGCUACAAUUUUCUGUUAAACAACCAAAAGACCAAGAUGUGGCAUCCUUGGAUAAUGGGUCCAUGCGUGUGGAAAACAGUGAAGCUAGAGACAUCACGAUGAAAAAGAGGAGAAUGAAGGAAACUCAGGACUCUGAGAUUUAUCCAGGGUCAAAGAAGGCCCGUGUAUCCAAGUCUGAGGAAAAACAGUCUAUUGCAAGUAAAGGCAACGGUAGAACAGACAAAAGAGGCAGUCACACAAAAAGCCAGCAAAUGAGGCUAGAUCCAGGGAGCAAUCUGUCUCAGCGGAGCUUGGAAGGUAUGCAUUCUAUGAAAAGGGAUUCUGGACACAUACAACCUUCUGCAGCUGCUACUUCAAGCUCUUCUGAGGUUUCCGUUUCCACUAAAAGUAAAGCCAGCUUCCAUGAAGCAAGGGGCUCACCUGUGGAAUCAGUUUCAUAUUCUCCAAUGAGAGUUGAGAAUCCAGAUAAGUUCAUGUCAGCCAAAAAGUGUCUCAUUGUGAAAGAUGACUCUUGCAAUGCUGAUCAUUUUGGUGUAAGUAAUCCAAGAAGAUGCUUAGAUGGUGAAAAUGAAGGUGAGGGUAAUCGAUUAGGGAAAGCGAGGAAGGAGAAACGCUCUGAAAUGGCGCAUCAUGGUUCUCAUGAGUCCUUUGUGCCAGAUUUUCCGGACAAGGGCUUGAGCCACUUAUCUGGUGUUGAAGGUGAAGCACAUACUGCACCCUCUUCUGAUAUUGCAAACCACCACUUUACAAAUGGUGAUGCUAAUCAGCUAGACCAAAAUUCUCGAUAUCACAGAAAACCAACGACUUUGGACCAAGACCUUAAUGAGGAAAGACGGAAUAAAAGUAAUUGUCGUGCUAAUGGAUCUGACCCUAGGAAGUCUAGAGAAGGUUUGUCUUUGCAUUUUAAGGAUAAGAACCAGAAUUCUAAUUCCAAGUUUGGGGUAGACAAUAUCAAGCUUGCUGGUCCUGCUGAUGCAUUGCAAGAUCAUCAAACUUCCUCUAAAGUAAAACUUAGGCAUAAAAUCAAACCUCAGGAUAAGUUAGGGGUUGACUUUGAUGAAAGUGGAGAUAGAUAUCUUGGUAAAGACUCUUCCCGAAAAUCGUUAAGUGACAGUGGCAAAAGAGAGAGUCACUUGAAUUUCGGCGGAAAUGAUGCUGCAUACAUCAAAUUAGAUGCUGUUCGCAGCCAGGAUCAAACUUCUACACCAAAGCAGUGUCUGCUGCAAAACUGCAAUGGAGAUCGAUCUUCAAUGAGAAUCCAGUCUCAUGAUGCUGAUAAAGUGGAGAAAGUCUGUGGGCGGGGGAAGUCACUUUCAGCAGAACCCUCUGAACGAGUUCAAAAUGGGGCAAUAUCUGGAUUAUCUGUGCCAGAUUCGGGGUCCCAAAAUGGAAACGGAGCAAACAAUUUGCCAUUAGAAGCCUCUGAAGGGGAAAAUGCAUUGAAGGCCCCUAGACAUUUGAGAAAUCUGGAUCAUCAGAGUAGGUUUCAGCAGAUUAUCCCAAGACAUUCCACUGCAAAUGGGCAAAAGGUUGGGGAUCCUGAUGCCCCAAGUCCAGUCAGAAGGGAUUCCUCCGGUCAUGCUGCAGCUAACCUUAUCAAAGAGGCGAAAAAUUUAAAGCACAUGGCAGAUCGCCUGAUGAAUUCUGGUUCCAGUAGAGAGAGUACAGGGCUGUACUUUCAGGCAGUUCUCAAGUUUCUUCAGGGUGCCUCUCUAUUUGAAUGUAGUGCUGGUGAAAGCAAGCAUGGAGAGAGUCAGUCGAUGCAAAUUUAUGGUAGCACCGCAAAACUCUGCGAUUUUUGUGCACAUGAAUAUGAAAAAUGCAAAGACAUGGCUAAUGCUGCAUUGGCAUACAAAUGCAUGGAGGUGGCAUACUUCAGGGUAAUUUAUUCCAAACAUACCAGUGCAAACAAAGUUCGGCGUGAGUUGCAGACAGCUCUACAAAUAGGUGGGUCACCUUCGUCUUCUGCUUCGGACAUUGAUAACUUGAACCAGCUAACAGUGGAUAAGGUUCCUUUACCCAAAGGUGUAAGCCCUCCUCAAUGUGCUGGAAAUCCUGUCAUUGCUGCUCGAAACCGUUCACAUUUUGUGAACUUGCUUGAUUUUGCUCAGGAUGCAAUUUUUGCUAUGGAAGCCACUAGAAAAUCACAGAUUGCUUUUGAAGCUGCAAAUGUAAGCUUGGCAGGAGGUCAAUACAAAGAGGGCAUUUGUUCAAUUAAAAGGGCUCUUGAUUUUAACUUUCGAGAUGUAGAGGGAUUCCUACAUCUGGUACGACUUGCAGUGGACACCAUCAGCCCGUAGAGUCCCAGUGUUUGUGGGUACUCUGUUAUCCUUAUGAAGAAAAUUUUGAUUUUGGUUGGUUUAUCCUUGGGUAUCAAGACUCUGAGGAGGAAAGAAGGCUGAGCUGAAUUUUUUCGGCUGCACAACUUCUGUUAGUAGCUCUUUUGCACAAAAACUCGAUGAGAUCUGUACCCAUGUGCAGACAGUACAGGAUAAAUCCGAAUUUUCAGCUUAUCAUUUCUGUGGUUUCUGAUUCCUUUCUGACAUGAGAGAGGACCAGCAUUUCUGAACCCAUAUCAAGAUUGGUGCUUGGUGUUCAUAAUGUUUCUGAAGAAUAAUAUUGUGCUUUGUACAAAUAGUCAGAUUUAUAGUCAAACUGGAGACUGGUUGAAGACGUAAAUGUGUACAGAGAAUCAGGUGAAAAUGUGUUGUGUUAAAGUUCAGAUACAAAGGUUGCCAUCACUGAGACAUUGAGUCCUUAUGUCCCUCUAAUAUGUCACCUAAUGAUUUCUCUGAGACGUCUUUUGGAGGGGAAAACCACCAGUUAUUUGCCUCAGCUUUUCGAUCUUGCUUUACAGGCUACUCAGACCGUUAUCUUUCUUUCGUCCCUUUGUAUCAGUAAAACAUACUGGACGGCAGUCUCAGGUUGUAUUAUCCGGCUUAAAUCCUAUUCUUUGUGGUUUAUAGAGACAAGCAGGAAAAGGUUAGAUAUAUAUAUAUAUAUAUAUAUAUAGACAGCUGAAAAUUGAUUUGUUGUUAUAGUCAUGUUGAUCCAACUGCCAAGGCGCUGCGCUUAUUUUCAUUACAGCAGGGGGAUUAUUGUUGUAUGUAUAUACAAUCCAUGAGCACUCUUUGCCUAAGGGGUUCGAGUGAGGCAGUCAGUUCCCAUGCCGGUUAGACUCACAUUACCUACUGUAAACAAAGUUUACGACGAAUAAAAUCGACCUCAUUUUCUUAACCCUGCCUCACAAACUGUAAUACUGGUACUGUAGAAUAAACAUUUGUUCAAGUUGUCAUAAUAAAAUUUUGAAAGUUUAUUUAUUACUGAAGUUUUGUGCAUUCAUGAAAA
Tripterygium wilfordii is the source of this 6499-nucleotide messenger RNA. Its product is annotated as cysteine-tryptophan domain-containing zinc finger protein 7-like. Bases 370 to 5451 code for a protein of 1693 amino acids. Gene Ontology annotation, molecular function: zinc ion binding. Lineage: Eukaryota; Viridiplantae; Streptophyta; Magnoliopsida; Celastrales; Celastraceae. The transcript is spliced from 14 exons. The record is from RefSeq and is a predicted model, not a curated record.